Messenger RNA from Linum trigynum, 1715 nucleotides. NCBI's taxonomy places the organism in Eukaryota, Viridiplantae, Streptophyta, Magnoliopsida, Malpighiales, Linaceae. The record is from the annotation of a GenBank genome assembly.
GAAUAAUAUUACAGAUAGUAUCCCUCGAACCCUAGUCUCUAAUCCCUCUCAAAUCUCGUCCCUCUCUUCUCUAAAGGCCGUCGGCCAUUCUUCUAUCUCAACCCCAUUCUGUUCUUCAAUCCCUAAUCCCCAAUUCUCAUCUAAAUCCCUAAAUCCCUAAUUGUUACGAUAAUUACGGGUGCCGAAGAUCAGUCCCUAGAAUCCUUAACAAGAGGGUUCUUUUAGAAUUUGGCACCCUGAAGAUAGUCAUGAAUCAAGGCAUCGCCCCGACGAAUGGUUUGCAGUUGUUUGGCGAGCUGCUGAAUCUAAACGACGAAACCAGAUGCAUAAAUGGUGGUCAGCGCCGUCCACGCAUCGAAGGCGGUGACUUUGUUGACGACAUUGGGCAGCACGGCUUCAGAGAGAGAGAAAGGUUGAUCCAGGUGAGAACAUAUUGGUCACGAUCGUACCAAUUCUAGUAGGCGGGGUUGGGUUUGCCGUCGACGAGCUGGGGCGGAGCAAGUAGGGAGCCGGCGACAUGACCCAUCAGACGGUGACAUCGAAGGAGAGGAGCUAUCUGAGCAUUGCCAUAAGAGAUAGUUUGUCGGGGUGAGUUUGACGGUCAGUUGUGAAUUGAUCGGGAGAGGCAACGACGACACAUGCAUGGUGGUGGGAUCAAUGGAGGCAGAAGUAGCAGAAACAGAGGAUGACUCGGUGACCAUUUUGGGAGAAGAAACAGGGAGGGGAAAAAAUGACGAUAAAGUGAAGAGAGGAGGAGAUUGACUCGUUAGAGUAUUAGGGGCUCUGAUUCUAUGAAGAGCCCAAGGCUUAAGUUUUCCAUUAUUCAAUCAAUAGCUUCAUAGUACAUAGCAGCAGAGUGCUGCGGUAUACAAGGAACUGAAAGAAGUGAAUUAAGGAACUGCCAAUGCCCAAUAGUGGGCAACAUUCCACUACUAACAACUAACAGCUAGAGAGAAACUUCAGGAGCAAGCUCCUCUUCAUUUCUAAUCGUACACUUGGUAUGUUGUUGUCGUUGUUUUGCUCCUGCAUGUGAUGAAUGUUUUCCUCUGAUCCAUGUAGGAGUGAAGAUUCAACCAAAGGUAGCUAAAUCUUUUUGUUGAGUUUGUACAUUGCAGUGCAGCGUCGGAAAUAGCAAUGUGAAACCUCUGUUUCCUGAGGAUCAGUUGCCAUGGUUGUUUAGUGGUCCUUUCAUUCUACGUGGUCUGGAGUUCUUACUGACUACCGAUUUGGUCAGCAGCUGUCUUGUUCGCUGUGCUGGUGGUGGAGAACUCACCGCCAUUAAGCGCGAGUUAUUAACCGAUAAUGGAGAAAAGGCGGGCAGGACAUACUCGUUGAUAGCCUUACCGGCGGAGGGAUGAAGGUUAGAGAACACCACAGCUAAUGAGAUGCACACCAUUGUAAGAGAGAAAUCAACUUCUGUAUAUAUAUUCAACCCCUCUAAUUACUAAUUAGCACGUCAUUAUGCAUAUACAGAAUAAGUAGAGGAGAAAAGUAGAUUGCUUGUUUAGACUCUGUUCAUUUUGAUCUCAUCGGGUCCGGUACGAAAUGGGAUUUCAAAUUGGCAUCGGUUUGGAUUUGUUCCUGCUCUGCGUACAGUGUUAGAGCUAAAAGAAUAAUAAUUCAUGGGACCGUAGAUCGAAUCAUGUUACACUCGGUCGUCCGGUUCAAGUAUCAGUUUGAUUUGGUGCGUUCCGAUAUAAAUUGACUUGUUGUAC